AUGGAAUCUCAGGACGGAAUCACCGUCCGCCCUAUGAGGCUGAAGGUUCUCUACACAUUCGACAACGACAAUAAAACCAACUGUCUUGCUCGGUGGCCUCACGUGCUCGAUAUCCAGACUGCCUAUUUGGAAGAACAAACCCAAAUCGGAGUUAUUGAGUUGAAAACAUGCAUUCAGGCAAUUGUAUCCGCCAGUCCCGAGUUGGUGGCUCAGCUGGGCAAGGACUACACCGUUUACGCUUAUGAUUACUCGGAAUACGAAACCCCCCCCUAG
Molecule: messenger RNA, 273 nt
Organism: Penicillium manginii
Lineage: Eukaryota; Fungi; Ascomycota; Eurotiomycetes; Eurotiales; Aspergillaceae
Exons: 3
Coding region: 1-273 (90 amino acids)
Biological process (GO): rDNA heterochromatin formation; silent mating-type cassette heterochromatin formation; regulation of transcription by RNA polymerase II
Source: RefSeq, a predicted model, not a curated record